UAACACUCCUACAUGCAUGGAGUGUUGAAGCAAUUGUGCGGAAAGUUUCUCCUGGAUUUAAAUGAGCGAGGUUGUUUAUGUGUGCUAAGCUCAGUGGUUAACGUAAGCUGUAAGAUGGCUCUACAUGAGGUUAUGACAUCUACUGCAUUCAAUGUUGCAAUAAGGAUAAUGGAAAGUUGCUGCUUCUCUGAGAAAGAAGUUGUAACAUUCGCUUUCAAUUUCUUAUCAAUACCUGCAUUAGUUUGGAAUCUGAAGCUAAAACAUCCAAAAUGUCUGUCACAAGUACUUGAUCAUGGUUUGCUUGGACGAUGCAUCCUCCUCUUCCAUGUGGAGGGUGCAUGCGAAAAACAUGGAUUAAUUCCAUCGCAUUACUCGCCUGACGGGGUGAUUUCUGUUCUUUGCAUUUUCUCCAACCUUGUUCAGUUGUUUGUGAUUGAGCCAAACACACUGGUUCAAUUGAGAAUACAAUGUGUGUCACUGCUGAACCAGCUCAUGAAAUAUUUAUACGAAAACACAACCAAGCAGAAAUCAAACUUAACAACCUGGCAUCCAGUGCUUGGUUACUUUAGCAACCAUGACGCACGGAACAGCCAUUCUAUGCAAGAAAUGAAGAAACAACUUGAGUUAAUGUGGGAUCCCGUGCUGGUUCGAACUUUCUUCUAUGAUGUUCUUACAUUACCAUCACUGCAUGCGGAAACAUCUGUUCCAACACAAGCUGAACAAAUCACUAAAGCAAGAAACAAAAUCAAAUUGACAGAUAAAUUAAGUUCGUAUCUCAAAUCGAUCGCGUCAUCUCGGCCCAAACACACUUUGCUGCCCACUGGUGGUAGGAAACUUGAGUACGCUGAAGUGAAAAACACGUGUUGUACUUGCCUUCUUUAUAAGAAGUCACUAUUAGUGUUCACAAAGCAACUUCACCUAGAAAUGUUAACCGGACUUACUUUUAUGGAGGAAGUUUUAUGUCGAUUAUGGAGGUUCAUAUGUGAGCUUGGUCCUACAGGUGGAUUGCAACUUUUCCUCUCAGCUUUGUCGUAUCAUCCUGAUCAAGCUGAACCUUAUUUUGCCGUGUUCACUUUAUUUUGUGACAUGACGUCACAUAUCUUGUCAAUUCUGGAUGAUGUUGAGUUUUACGAACAACAAGUUCUUUUCCAUCUCGAGGAACUCGUCACAAUUUCAUCUUUUUUGUGUCAGUUUGUUUUCAAAGUAAUCUGGGGUAAUCUAUUGAAAGAUUCAUCAAGCUCAGUUUACCCUGUAUAUGAAUCAGCCCAUACUUUACUUAUGGUGUUGUAUGAUAGAGAUGCAAGAAGAUCAUUCACUCCACCAGGCCACUGGUUGUACAAGGAAGUCAAAUCCAGUGUGAUUCGAGCAGAAGUUGAGAAAUCCCAGAUGAGAGGGAAACUUAUCAUGGACAAGAUUCCUUUCAUUCUUCCUCAUAAAGACAGGGUUUUACUUUUUCGAUCAUUGGUGGCCGCCGACAAACUUAAACUAGGAAUAACGGAAGACAACGGUUCCAUGGUUCAUAUCAGAGUUCACAGAAGUCGACUUGUUGAAGAUGGUUUUGAAAAACUUGGUGCAAUGCAAGGGAAUAAGUUAAAAGGCAUCAUUCGUGUGAAGUUCAUCAAUGACCUUGGAUUAGACGAAGCCGGCAUUGAUCAGGACGGUGUCUUUAAAGAAUUUCUUGAGGAAAUUAUUCAGAAAGUUUUUAAUCCUGAUAUGAACUUGUUCAAGGUCACAGCAGGCGGAGACAUGAAGUUAUAUCCAUCACCCCUCUCAUAUUUACAAGAUCAUCAUCUGCAUUUGUUUACCUUUGUUGGCAAAAUGUUGGGCAAAGCAAUAUAUGAAGGAAUUGUUCUCGAUAUUCCGUUUGCAAACUUUUUCCUCAGGAGUAUAUUGAGCAAACAACAGACAGCGUUAUACAGUCCAAUAGAUGAACUGCCGGCCCUUGACCCUGAAUUUUACAAAAACCUGACAUGGAUCAAACGUUAUGAAGGCGAUAUAAGUGAACUUGACCUGAGGUUCAUGCAUGAGGAAGAUAUAAUGGGGAAAAUACAAUCUCAUGAACUAAUACCUGGGGGAGCUGGUAUUCCUGUUACCAAUGAAAACAGAAUAAUGUACAUCCACACUUUGGCCCAUUAUCGCCUCCACACCCAAAUCUUGCAUCAAACAAAAGCUUUCGUUGCUGGUUUCCGAUCGGUUAUUCCAACAAAUUGGAUUUCUAUGUUUUCCUCACCAGAGUUACAGCGACUGAUAUCGGGAGACAACGUUGAUAUGGAUUUAACAGAUUUAAAGAAACAUGUGGUAUAUUACGGAGGAUUCCAUUCAUCACAUCGUGUUGUACGUUGGUUAUGGGAUAUACUUGAACAAGAUUAUUCACCGUCUCAAAGAUCCGCUUUCCUUAAGUUUGUCACUUCGUGUUCACGACCUCCACUUCUUGGCUUCGCAAACUUGCAGCCCCAGUUCUCUAUCAGAUGCGUGGAGGUUCCUGAUGAUGAAGACACAGGUGAUACUGUGGCAACUGUGCUUAGAGGAUUCCUCCGUCUUCCCUCGCGAUCUAGAAGAUCUUCAAGCCAUAACCACCGACUCCCAACAGCAUCUACGUGCUUCAAUCUGCUUAAAUUACCAAACUACCCAAGCAAAGUUGUUUUGAAAGACAAAUUAAAACAAGCGAUUGCAAAUAAUACCGGCUUCGAACUAUCUUAGCAUAAAAAACUUGUAUUUUUUUGUAAAAAUGAAUUCGUUUAAUGAGAAUGAUCUUAAUAUAUUAAUCGUUUAUUGAUGUGUUUUAAGCGAAACCAACUAUUUUGAUCAAAAUAAAAGUGAAGACAGUA
Molecule: messenger RNA, 2828 nt
Organism: Ciona intestinalis (vase tunicate)
Lineage: Eukaryota; Metazoa; Chordata; Ascidiacea; Phlebobranchia; Cionidae
Source: RefSeq, a predicted model, not a curated record